Molecule: messenger RNA, 3989 nt
Organism: Rubroshorea leprosula
Lineage: Eukaryota; Viridiplantae; Streptophyta; Magnoliopsida; Malvales; Dipterocarpaceae
Source: the annotation of a GenBank genome assembly
UCGGAAGCAGGUUCGGUGCCAAGCUUUUCGCUUCCAUAUUAGAGAAAGAAACUAAGAGAAAACAGAGGGAGAAACUGAGAGAAAGUGCGAGAAAAUCUUCUGAAAACCAAACAACAAAAUUCUCUCUCUCAAUCUCUCGGUUCUGCAGAGAGAUCAAACACGAGAAAGAAGACUCAAAAAAUUAAAAGAAAAGAAAAAAGAAACCCGUAUUGGUUUCUGUUUGAACCGUCGUUUGUUUAUGGAGAGAGCUAUUAUCGCAAGAUAAAGGAACCAUAUGGGUUAUACUGGGGUUCUUUUUGGAUUCUGGUUUUGAUGUUAAGUAGGAAAUAAUUAGAUUUUGAGAAUUGGGUCUGGGUUUUUCUUCGUUGGUUUUGAAUUCAACGGUUAGUUUUCCUGGGAAUGUCGACGGACCAGGCUUUGCAGCUCUCUGCAGCGUCAAUUGUAGAAGAUGUCCUUCAACAGCAGAGGAAGAGUGGUGUUGAUUUUUAUUCCAUGGUUAAUUCAAGAAAAACCGAGGAAGCUUCUUUUAGACGAAAUGAAGCUGCUAGGUGGCUGAGAAGGACGGUUGGUGUUGUUGGGGGUAAAGACUUGCCAGCAGAGCCAUCUGAAGAAGAAUUCAGACUUGCAUUACGAAGUGGAAUAAUCCUUUGCAAUGUCCUUAACAAGGUUCACCCUGGUUCAGUGCAAAAAGUUGUCGAGAGUCCGGGUCAUUCUGUUCUUAUUCCUGAUGGGAAUGGUCUAUCUGCAUUCCAGUACUUUGAAAAUGUUAGGAACUUCCUUGUAGCUAUGGAAGAAAUGGGGCUUCCAACAUUUGAUGUCUCGGAUUUGGAACAGGGAGGUAAAUCUUCAAGGACUGUGAACUGUGUUCUAGCAUUGAAGUCUUACAGUGAGUGGAGACAGGGUGGUGGGAAUGGAUCAUGGAAAUAUGCUGCGAAUGCAAAACCACCAAGCUCAGGACCAGGGUCUGCAGGGAAGCAAUUUGUUCGAAAAAAUUCAUCCAUGAAUUCCAUUGUAAGGUCUCUAUUGGAGAAAUCUGUAGAUAGCUUGGCCAGUGAGCAGUCUGACACCUGUGAAGCAGAUACCACCACUAGUCCCAUUUAUUCACUAGUUCGUGCAUCACUUUUGGAUAAGAAGCCAGAAGAAAUUCCAAUGAUUGUGGAAUCUCUGUUAGGUAAAGUCAUGGAGGAGUUUGACGGUCAAUUAGCAAGCCAAAAUGAACUGAUUAAAUCAAUUCCAAAAGAUGCAGAAGAAUCUGGCCCUAGCCGUUCUCUUUCAAUAACUUCUUUUGAUCCCAAGGUUGAAGCUGAAGCCCCAGCAAUUAAGGAUGAAGUGGAAGCUUUAAUAGAUGUUGAAGUAGAAGGUUCAAUGGUGAAGGCUGAGGUAGAAUCUCCAGCAGUGAAGGUUGAGGAUGCAACUCCUAUUGAUAAAAGGAGCGAAGAAGAAUCUUCGAAUAAAAUAGAAAAAGAGGAACAAGACAAUCAAAUGUUGGUUGAACAACAGCAACGAGCUGAGGAAUCAGAUGGUCGUUUGUUGAAAUUGAAACAGAAAAUACUGAUUGAACAACAACAAAGAGGUGAUGAAACAGAAGGUCGUCUUAUGAAAUUGAAACAGAAAAUACUGAUUGAACAACAACAAAGAGGUGAUGAAACAGAAGGUCGUCUUAUGAAAUUGAAACAGAAAAUGUUGAUUGAACAACAACGAUGGGAUAAGGAAUCAAAAGCUCAUUUAUUGAAACAGAAAAUGUGUGUCGAACAACAAUGCCAAGAUGUUCAGGAAUUGAAACAUACUCUUCAUAUUACAAAAGAGGGUAUGCAAAUUUUGCAAGUGAAAUGCUGGGAGGAGUUUAACAAUAUAGGUAAUCAUUUGCGUUCGCUAGCCCAUGCUGCAGCAGGAUACCAACGAGUUCUUGAGGAAAACCGCAAGUUAUACAAUCAACUUCAAGACUUGAAAGGAAAUAUUCGAGUGUACUGUCGAGUAAGGCCAUUUUUAGGAGGGCAAUCAACUCGUCUAGUUAGUGUUCUGGAUAACAUAGAUGAAGGAAGCAUUACUAUUGUAACCCCUUCCAAGUAUGGAAAAGGACGAAAAGCAUUUACUUUCAACAAAGUAUUUGGUCCCUCAGCAAGCCAAGCUGAGGUGUUCUCAGAUACUCAACCUUUGAUUCGUUCUGUUCUUGAUGGUUAUAAUGUUUGUAUAUUUGCUUAUGGCCAAACAGGAACGGGAAAAACUUACACUAUGACUGGACCUAAGGAGCUUACUGAGGAAGGCCUAGGUGUAAACUACAGGGCAUUGGGUGAUCUAUUUCUUCUCUCAGAGAAGAGGAAAGAUACCAUUUGCUAUGAAAUUUCUGUGCAGAUGCUUGAGAUUUACAAUGAGCAAGUCAGGGAUCUCCUUGUGAGUGAUGGUGAAAUUCGAAACAGCUCCAGUAAUGGGAUCAAUGUACCAGAUGCAAACCUUGUGCCAGUAUCAUCAACAUCAGAUGUUAUAAAUUUGAUGAACCUUGGGCACAAAAAUCGUGCAGUUGGUGCUACAGCCAUGAAUGAUCAAAGCAGUCGAUCUCAUAGCUGCUUGACUGUUCAUGUUCAAGGAAGAGACCUAACAUCUGGGACCAUUAUUCGUGGCUCUCUGCAUCUGGUUGACCUGGCAGGUAGUGAGAGGGUAGAUAAAUCCGAGGUAAUGGGAGAUAGGUUGAAGGAGGCUGUACACAUCAACAAAUCUCUUUCUGCUUUAGGAGAUGUCAUUGCCUCUCUUGCUCAAAAAGGUUCACAUGUUCCCUAUAGGAACAGUAAACUCACUCAAUUGCUUCAAGACUCACUUGGAGGACAAGCCAAAACGCUAAUGUUUGUUCACAUUAGUCCAGAGCCUGAAGCUCUUUCCGAAACAAUUAGUACACUCAAAUUUGCUGAACGGGUUGCCACUGUUGAGCUAGGUGCUGCUAAAGUUAACAAAGAUACUGGAGAAGUGAAAGAGCUAAAAGAACAGAUAGCUAGCCUUAAAGCGGCCUUAGCAAGGAAGGAAGAAGUUGAUAACACAAACUACACUCAGACAGGCAGCUCUUUACAUCCUAAAUUCCGUAGUACUGGUGAUAUGUCCAGCAGUCGCAGGCAAUCAUUGGACAAUGCUAUUACCAGAAAGAAUGAUUCCUCAUCCACUUCAAGGAGACACAGCCUUGAUCUCCAAGAAUUGUCAGCACAUUCAUCUGAAUCAUCUCUGUGGCCACAGCUUAGCAGUCCUGCUUUGAGUAUAAAGGAUGAUGAUAGAGGAUCAGUUUCUAGUGAUUGGGUUGAUAAGGUUAUGUUGAACAAGGGUGAAAACUUAAACUUUGGAAGUUUGGAACCUGAGAAGUUAUACCAGAGUUGUAUUCCUGUUCCUACGAAGAUAUUCCCAGAACAUAACUCAGAUAAAUUUACUGCAAACAGAAGGGACAGCCAAGAUUCUGAUGUACUGCAAACUCAGUAUGAAUUUGUAACCACUGAUGACUCAGACUUUGAUGCUGCGACAAGUGAUUAUUCAGAGACAGACUCAUUGUGGCAAUCCAGUAUUCCCAAAGUUACCAACAUUCCGAGUGGUGUGGGGCCUAAGGCAAAGAAACCCAACCCCAAGGCAGCAAAAAGCACUGAAACUAGAAGUUCAAUUCCAUCCUUAAUUCCUUCUAUGCAAGCACGUAAAGCCUCCAAUGGUGUUAAUUCAAACUUGCACAAGCCUGGAAGACAGAAAGUUACUGUGGGUGGAAGGCGAAAAAUUGGACAUGCAAAGUAAGCAUAGACCAUACAAAGUGUGUGGUAAGGGAACUGUCCUUGCCAUUCUUUCCUUUUAUUUAUUUAUUUUUCCACCUUUUCUUGUGUAUCCAUAUUCCAUCAUUUAGUUGUAGAAAGAGAGAAAGAAAGCGACAUAUAUCAAGUUGCAACCAAAUCAGUUGCCUGUUUUUCAAUUGUGGCAUCAUGGUAUUGUUCCAUGUCUUUGAGUUGCUUACACGGGUGUGGAUUUCCUGA